GCAGGUUCGCUCCGCCAUCAAGAAGCUCUGCGAGCACUGCAGGAUCGUCAAGCGCAAGGGACGGCUCUACGUGGUGUGCCCCAAGGUUCCCAAGCACAAGCAGCGGCAGGGGAUCUUCACGGAGACCGCCGCGGGCGCGACUGCGGAGGGGGAGGCGCUGGCGACGAGCACGGGCACGGGCGGGGGUUAUGGCAACGCGGCGGGGGCGUGGUGGCAUCGACUCGGGGGAUGCGCGUGCUGCGGGGGUGCGGGCGCGUCGGGCGCGAAGGCGGCGCACGGGGCCAUCGCGGGGUUGACGCUGGAGGGCAACUUUCGCAAACCACCGCGCGCCUCGCUCCUCCCGCGAAUCGCGCAGCUCCUCCACUAG
This is a messenger RNA of Micromonas commoda, 367 nucleotides long. RefSeq lists its product with no specific name. The record is from RefSeq and is a predicted model, not a curated record. The transcript has a single exon. NCBI's taxonomy places the organism in Eukaryota, Viridiplantae, Chlorophyta, Mamiellophyceae, Mamiellales, Mamiellaceae. The annotation marks the transcript as partial.